AUGAUAAAGGAAGCAAUCGAAGAACUACCAUCAUUUUGGUGUGGCUUCGACAGUCGCAUGGCAACGAUCGUUGGAAAUGGCCUUCUCUUCAUCUCUAUUUUACUCCUGUUGUUGCUUGUCGGAAUGGAGAUGAUUCUCCACCCUAGCUUUUAUGUGACCUUUUCCACGACGGAUCGCAUGUCUGUGUUUAUUAUUAUUUCUGUAUUGACGGCGCAACUAUUCAUCUAUGGCAUGGCGAUCAUGGGUGCCUUCUACUAUCGCCCAAGCAUGGUGAAGGUAUCUUUGGAGCUCUUGACCCUUGGAGUGACCGUGGAAAUCGGAUUUGGGCUUCUGCACCUUAUCUCUAGAUUCAAUCCGAUACCACUUUUCAUCUGCACAUUGAAGGCUUAUAUCCUUUGGAUACCAAUGACAGCUUUCAUCAAUGAAUGCGAUGGCAUGAAAAACAGGAACGAUGAUUCGGAACUGUUGUUUCCAUUCAAGCAUCAUCUUGGAAACGAUGAUGACGACGGUGACGAAGAAGACGAAACUUUCCCCGAUCACAUACGCAGAAGAACUGCGUCACAGUGA
Messenger RNA from Cylindrotheca closterium, 567 nucleotides. NCBI's taxonomy places the organism in Eukaryota, Bacillariophyta, Bacillariophyceae, Bacillariales, Bacillariaceae. The record is from the annotation of a GenBank genome assembly.